This is a messenger RNA of Geodia barretti, 1243 nucleotides long. Lineage: Eukaryota; Metazoa; Porifera; Demospongiae; Tetractinellida; Geodiidae. The record is from the annotation of a GenBank genome assembly.
ACUGUGAAGCGUAAACAGCGAGUCCUACAAUUUGGACCCUCGUAUUAUACUUGUCUUCUGUGCAGGCCAACACAGGGAGCGAAUUCGGAUAAAAAUGUUUCCAGAUAACAUCUGUCAAGUACUGCUUCUAGUGGCUGUAGUGGUGGGGUCAAGCCACAGUCAGCAGCACUACUGCUCGUAUCCUAGUAGUACCGAGCUGGAGAGUGUGAUUGCCGCCAUCAUCGCCUCAGGAGAUGCUGCAGCUAAACCCACGAUAACUCUGCUGGAUUUCAAUCCCGUCUGUCGUUCAUUCACUGACCGACAAGACCUCCUACGUGGAGUGUCAGUCGUGGUGCAGUACACUUGCUCUGGUCACUCCAACUGCCGAUCAGGAACUGUAGUGGAGCAGAUUGAGUCUGGUUGUGAAAGUGGAAAGUGGAGCAUUAGAGUAGAAGGCUCUACUUCUUUCACUCGUUCAGAAUCCACUGAAGCCAGUCUUUCUACCACUGCCAGAGAAGACUGUUCAGCUUGUGUGUCUCCAGAACUAGCAAGCAGUCUGGGUGUCACGACUGAUAGCGUAACUCACUGUGUAGCCUGUAACUCAACAUGUGAUCAAGGUCUCAUGAGAUGCUUUGGAUUUGGUGCCAGUGACUGCUGCAACUUCUACAACAACUCAGUGUGUGUGGAGCAGUGUCCCAGUCCUUUCAUGUCCAACUCUGACAGUAUAUGUGUCUGUCCAGAGGGGACUACUGGCCACAACUGCGAAGAUGAUGUUGACUGUGGUAGUCUUACAGACCCAGUGAAUGGAGCAGUUACUGUGACUAAUACAACAUUCAACUCAACAGCCACUUACUCCUGCAAUGAUGGCUACAGUCUAGUGGGAGAUACCACCAGAACAUGUGAGGCAAAGUGUGUUGUUACUGGUUGCAGCAGUUGCGAAAGUGACUCCAGCAAGUGUGAUACAUGUGAAGAAGGGCGGAGACUGGACGAUGAUAAGUCAGCCUGCUCAGAAUGCGCAGUUACUGGUUGCAGUAAUUGUGACAGUGAUGUCAGCAAGUGUGACACAUGUGAGGAAGGACGACUGAGCGAUGAGAAAUCAGCCUGUAUCACCGGAAAUGAUGGUGGCAGUGAAAAUGAUGAUGAUAAUGGUCUCUCUAUUGGAGCCAUCAUUGGUAUUGUGAUUGCUUGCAUCGUUGCUGUCGUUGUUAUUGUCGUGGUUGUUAUAGCGAUUGCACUGUAUGCAGUCUUCCGUAACAACAAGUAG